GGCCUGUAACUUGCCUUAUCCCGAUCAGGGAAGCUUCCAACAACUACCUUUACGAAAUGUCAUCUUCAUCUCUUGUUUCAACGUAGCCUUUUUUUCAUCUCAUCAUCUUAUCCUUGGAGAAGUUAUCUCUAUGAUAAUAAAAACCAAAGCCUCAUAAACGCCACCCUUUUGAACUCGUAAGAUUCUUUAAGAUCAUGGCCGAGCCAGCCCAAGCUCCAAGCUCCGAGGCUCCCCAGCCGGAGGCCCCCAAAGCUGAAGAAGUCCCUAAACCCGAUGAGCCGACCACCCCUAUCCAGGAACUUUGGGCUGCUGCGAAAGCCCAGUCCCACCCGGAGAUUUGGGGCGUUACUCUAGCUGAUCCAGCUACCCACGUUCCCAGUCAAAUUGUGCUACAGAAGUACCUCAACGCUAAGGACGGCGACAUUGUUAAGGCAAAGGAACAGCUUAUUCAGACCCUAGAGUGGCGCGCUAAGAUACAGCCUUUGGAACUUAUCAAGAAGAGCUUCUCCAAGACCAAAUUUGAAGGCUUAGGUUACGUAACGCAGUACUACGCUUCCGAUGAGAAGGCCACUGAGGAGAACCCCGAGGCUAAGGAAGUCUUCACCUGGAACAUCUACGGUGGUGUUAAGUCCAUCGACGACACCUUCGGUAACCUUGAAGAGUUCAUCAACUGGCGUGUAGCUCUCAUGGAGCUCGCCGUGCAAGAGCUUUCUCUACCUACAGCCACGAAGCCGAUCACCGCGGAUUGGGACCCUUACAAGAUUUUCCAGGUGCACGACUAUAAGUCGCUCAGCUUCCUACGUCAAUCACCCCAAGUCAAGGCCGCCAGCACCGAGACCAUCCGAGUCUUCGCUACCGCGUACCCUGAACUUCUUAAGGAGAAGUUCUUUGUCAACGUUCCCGUCAUCAUGGGUUUCAUGUAUGGUGUCAUGAAGCUCUUCGUCGCACCCAAGACUAUCAAGAAGUUCCACCCCAUGUCCAACGGCGGGGCCUUGGCCAAGGAGUUCGGCGAGAGCAAAGUUUCCGGCUUGGGUGAGAAGCUACCGACUGAGUAUGGCGGCAAGGGUGCAGAUCUGAAGGCUCAAGGAAAGGGGCCGGCCGUAGAGUAAGCUUGAACAGAUGAUGCACUGAUUUGCUGAUUUGGUUAAUUGCUAGUAAUGGAGGAAGAUGGUGAUGA
Molecule: messenger RNA, 1177 nt
Organism: Hypoxylon trugodes
Lineage: Eukaryota; Fungi; Ascomycota; Sordariomycetes; Xylariales; Hypoxylaceae
Product: CRAL/TRIO domain-containing protein
Exons: 2
Coding region: 195-1109 (304 amino acids)
Biological process (GO): Golgi to plasma membrane protein transport; regulation of exocytosis
Cellular component (GO): plasma membrane; cortical endoplasmic reticulum; cytosol
Molecular function (GO): phosphatidylinositol transfer activity
Source: RefSeq, a predicted model, not a curated record